AUGAAGAACAGAACCACAGAGUCUGCAGACGGCAGCAUCGACCUGCCGGUUCCUCAGCAAAUCCACAUCAGCAGCAUCACCUGUGAUUCCUUCAAGAUCAGCUGGGACAUGGACAGCAGAGGCAGCGAGAGGAUCACUCACUACUUCAUCGACCUCAACAAGACGGAGAACAAGAGCUCCAACAAGUUCAAGCACAAGGAUGUACCGACGAAGCUGGUGGCGAAGGCGGUUCCGCUGCCGAUGACGGUGAGAGGUCAUUGGUUCCUGAGUCCUCGCACAGAGUACACCGUGUCCGUCCAGACCGCCGCCAAACAGCCGAACGGAGAAUACGCCGUCUCUCAGUGGAGCGAGGUCAUCGAGCUCUGCACCGCAGGUCGGACACUUAACCCUCGAAUCUCCCUUAAAAAAAGUGAUUCUGAGGGGACAAAAGUGUCAAAAUCUGCCAUAAUAUUUA
Molecule: messenger RNA, 454 nt
Organism: Anarrhichthys ocellatus (wolf-eel)
Lineage: Eukaryota; Metazoa; Chordata; Actinopteri; Perciformes; Anarhichadidae
Product: phytanoyl-CoA hydroxylase-interacting protein-like
Exons: 3
Cellular component (GO): cytoplasm
Molecular function (GO): protein binding
Source: RefSeq, a predicted model, not a curated record